Closterium sp. Yama58-4 is the source of this 504-nucleotide messenger RNA. The record is from the annotation of a GenBank genome assembly. NCBI's taxonomy places the organism in Eukaryota, Viridiplantae, Streptophyta, Zygnematophyceae, Desmidiales, Closteriaceae.
AUGCUCACCAUUUACAGGACGUCGACCCAUCCAACACCUCCGUCCGUUCUUCCAUCGCUCAAAAUCAUUGCCGCUACCACCAGCAGCGGUGAUCUGCCAGCAGCCAAUGGGAGCACGCCAGGUGUCAGCGUGUCGGUGUUUGAUGAGCUCGACAGCGGUGUGGGCGGCAGGAUUGCUUCCCGGUUCGCCCUCGCCUUGCGCCACCUGUGCAGACAGGGUAACCAGGUGAUCUGCAUCACCCACCUUCCCCAGGUGGCAGUGCAUGCAGACGCGCACAUCAGUGUGAGCAAGCGAGUGGACGGGGCCGAUGGUCGCAUGCGCACCACUGCUGCCCACCUUACUACCCUGGAGGAACGGGCCUCAGAGGUGGCUCAGAUGCUGGGCCUGGGCCUGCCAUCAGCUCUGGAGCUGUUCAAUGCUAAGGGAGGUAUGGAGGGAGCCGUGACUGCUGAGGGACCAGUGAACACGGAGCAGCACUUGAAGGCUGUACAGCAGGAUGCUUGA